This is a messenger RNA of Giardia duodenalis, 10983 nucleotides long. RefSeq lists its product as uncharacterized. The transcript has a single exon. Gene Ontology annotation, molecular function: guanyl-nucleotide exchange factor activity. The coding region runs from base 1 to 10983 and encodes 3660 amino acids. Gene Ontology annotation, biological process: small GTPase-mediated signal transduction; positive regulation of GTPase activity. The record is from RefSeq and is a predicted model, not a curated record. Lineage: Eukaryota; Fornicata; Diplomonadida; Hexamitidae.
AUGUCAAACAGUUCAGCACAGUAUAAUUGGGACCAAUUUGUCUUCGGUUUGAAGGCCUCAGACGUGGAGUACUUCAAUGUCCUAAAGGAGGCGGCCGGAUUUGGCAUCCAGCGCUCCCCCAGAGUGCCAUUUACGUACUGGCGCGUGGCACCGCACGUACUUGAUGAUUUUAGGACUCUCCGUGAAAGCGCUCCUAGUGGUAGAGCAGGCCCACAGUUCUGUGAUAUGCAGGUUUCUGAGGAUAGCCGUUUGGAGCCAGACUCUAACAGGAGCGGCAGUGUACGAUACGGACAAGAAUCUAUCUCCACCCAUCGUACCACUUCCUCCAGCCCUAUAAGCUCCAUAAGGCUUCAGAUAGAUGCUCCGUUCCUUAAGGCGGUAGAGUAUCCGCAUGCCACACUGGACAUUAUCCGGUUUUUUCUGACCCAUCCGUGUACCAUCUACGCCGAUGUGGACCCCAUAUUUCGAACGUCGUCGGCUCUAAGUGUGCUGGAAAAUGCCAGCAAACUUAUGCGUAAUGUGCCGGUCCUUCUAGACCGUUACACAGGUGGUGUCAGAAGCCAAAAGAGCAAGACCUUUACCACCCAAAAAACCGUCAAUAACGUACCACCUAUCAACAUCCUUUUGGAGAGACUCUUUACUGAGCCCCGGUUGCUCUUGGAGUUAAUGAACAUCGGGAAGAUCACGUCCAGCGACUUUCUCUUUGAGAAGAUAUCAAUACCGCCUUUUAUUAAGCCGCCUGUGCUCAGAAUGAGUCUCAGCAUUGAAAAUUUGGUGGUAGGGAUGGUGAACAGAGAGGUCAUGGAGCCGUUUUACGGCUCAAUUGCAUUGUAUUACUAUAGCUCCACUGACAACGGUCAACAUGGGCUCUAUAGGGUGUCUGAGAGCCAGUAUAUAGAUAUGAACUGUUUUUCGACACUUCGGAGCUUCGCGUGUGAUAAAACAUCACUUGAUUCUAAGCCCCUUUAUAGCAGACUCAUGACUAUCUUGGAUACGAUCGAAAGGUCGAAGCUCGUGGAGUUUACCAUUCCCAUUUCAUCGCAGACGUGCUUCAGACGUAUUUUCUUGGUUGUGUUUCUAGAAAAGACCAUAGGUGUCUCGUCUGAUGAAUCGCACGCAUUCUACUCCAGGAUCAAAGAGCUAGAAGACCUUGCCCUUGCAGAUGAAAAGAUCAGGUCGGAAGUCGACCGCUACAGCCUUUACUUGCAGAGACUGGCAGACGGUGUUGCAUCCCAUGACAUCAGAGUAAUCUCGGGUGUACUAAGCAACAAGUUUUCCCAGACAAGACAUGACAGUAGCAUCAAUGAAGCGAUAGUCAGUUCUCUUUCCCACACUCUGACCAGUGAUAGCCAAAGCAAGCAAUCUGGUGCACCCUCAGUUCAGGGCCACACGAAGAGGAAACUUGAAGCUAAGAAGUCCAAAGGUGACAUGCCUUUCUUUAAGUAUCCAGGUAUUGAUUAUACCUGCACUAGCAGCCUAAGUACUGAGUCCAAAGUUCCAACUAGUAUCUUCGCAGCCUAUGGAAAGUAUGGUGAGCAGAUCUUGGCAGAGUGUAACAAGUAUCUCCCUAAGGUUAGGGCAGCUAUCAGACAGACUGGUGGGCUCAGGGAGACGUUUGCCGUGAGCAUUUCUCCCAUCUUUCCUUUAUCGGCGUUCUCUAUGCAAGGUAGUGCAUCUUUGAAGCGGGUAGCCCACCCGCACGACUCAUCUAGCCAUGUUCAGGGAGCACUGUCUCUAGACCCUGCAGACACAAGUAGUGCACGAGCAACCUUUGACCAAGUGGCCAGUGUCCUGCCCGACUCUAACUUUUACGAUGCUUGCCCAAGUACUUCUAACCCAGACUCUCAGCCCCACGCUUUUGCUCAUAAUAUUAGCAUCAUGGGAGUACCGCGGAGCGUAGUGCGCUCGGACGAAUCUGUUCCAGUUGCAACACUAGCACAGACAGCUUCUUCGCGUGGAAAAAUCAGUACUACAGUUUGUGAUAGCAAGGUCUCUAUUCAGCAAUUGGAAAACUUUCUUUUGCUCACCAAAAUUAUUUAUUCUAGAACUUCAAGCAUCAAGCGUAGAGAUGGGAUGGAGCAACAGGUCAGGCUGCAAGAUCUAUUGGAGGCAGAUUGCAAUUCCAACUCUGACGCCGAUUCAUUUGUGCAUCUACAGGAGUCCGACACUGAUCCUGAACGCAGGGAGCUUAUUGGCCGCAUGUGUGGAUACUUCAAUGAGCAGAAAAGGCGCGGCAUUUACUCUGUAAGCAAGCUCAAAAAGGAUCCUCGUUUUUCUAGUGUUCUAAAUGAGAAGGGGCUUUCCUUUGUGCACCCCUUGCGACCCGUUUCGCAUAAGCUUAACACCUUUGUUCGCCUUCCUAAAAAUAUUUCACAAACAGAGCCUCUGGCCUCUGUUCUUUUAAACACAUACAAUGAUCGCGUAUCAAAGAAACGGGCUUUAAACUACGUUCAAUUGUAUGUCAAUACUUCUGUCAAUACGUUCGGUGUCUAUGAUUCAAGUUCAGGGGUGUUCAGAGCUAUAAAGGACGCCCCAAGUUACCGCACUCUGCAGCCAAAUCACCUUCCGGAUUUUGCACAUGAACUAGAGCUAAUGGUUUGGUCCUAUAGUCUGCAUCUUCUCGAGAGAGGAGAACAUAGUGAUUUAUUGUUGCUUUUGAAGCACGGAUAUUUGACUACAGACACACUGAGUCAUCUUUUAUUAUUUGCCCUCAUGAGCGCACAAGGGAUAUCUAGUCAACGCAUAUAUCUGACGCUACGUGACGCCGAGACCACACUAGAGCAUAAAAAGGCGUUUUCUUCGCUUCAGUCCCAUUAUUUCUUCGAUCGCAUUAGAGGAAAUAAGCUUCAUCCCAACCACAUCUACGUUAAGCAGCUAGACUGCUUCUUCCGCCGAGAGGUCGGUACUCCUGCCGCUCCCUUCAGGAAUCGGGUCUACCUAUAUCCGCAGUCUUUUAUCGUAACUCUACCGAAUGCACGUUACAAUGCUUUCUUCCUGAAGGUGGAGAUGCGCUCUGAUGAUGCAUUAGACGAUAAAGAUAUAAUGUGGGCCAUUUAUCCAAGGCUUCACGGCUCCAUGACACCGGAUGACAUGACUAAGGGUCGAAUAGCCUUUCGAAGUUCGUAUUUGACCUCUGCAGCUGUCAAUACGCGUGUGGUACGACUCCAUGAUGAGGUUAAGUUUGAGCUACCGCUGUACAUCACUCCGAAGACACAUUUCCUGUUUACGCUCUAUGGGGUUCCUGGGCUUUCUGCAAAAGAAAGGGCUCAUGCAGAUAAAUGUGAUCUCUCGACAAUUGUAGGUGUUGACGAUACUGUCUUUGUACCUCAAGAGAAAACAGCCACUGAGAUCAUGAAUCUCACCAAGUUGACACAGUUAUAUGCAACACCUGCAUUCUGUAGUACCACUGAUAACAAGGAGCAUACAUUCCCCACCUAUGCUCUUGCUUCAGGUAAGAUGUCCACCACUAGUUCCGUCGUGUCGCAUCCUGCUGACUCCAUUCCCGUGAGAUCCUCGCAAUAUACUGAAAUACUGGGAUCGGGUAUGCAAGACUCAAUAGACCCAGCGAGCAUUCAGCACAUCGUUGAGGCACGCACUCAGCUUUCACUACUUGGUUAUGCAUACCUUCCUCUUGUCAAGGGUGUCGACGAGCUGGGAGUACCGGUGCUGCAGAACACUCUCGGGGUCGAUGCCUUGUCUCCUCCUAUGAUGACAAAUAGCGAGUUUGUCGAAAACUAUGAUAGAUCUAUUUCUAUCCCGUUUCAGAGCCAAAUUUCUGCAGGCUAUUUGUCGUCUCAAGCUGACAAGGAAAGGCCUUUACAGGGUCUAACAGAUGGCAUCAGCAAGCAGACUAAACAGGUAGGAUAUAUGCUUUGCACACUACGCUAUGAAUCUUCCCUUUACACACAUUCUCACUUUUUGAACGCAAUUUACUAUGCAUAUACAUGCGCUAAGAACAUAGUUCUCCACAGCUGCAUUGAUCUGGAUAAAAGCGUGAAGACCCUGCGUAGAUUUUGCGACAAGGUCAAUCUCUACGCGGUCAGUUUUAAGAUAUCCCGGGAUGCAUACUUAGGAAACGCUACCAGUAGCAUUGUGAGCGACGAACUACGUGGACCGCUGGCACCGGCAGGUGCAAGCUUUGCAGCGACUCAAGCCCAGCUUCAGGCCCAGCUAGCAGCUUCUAAGCGUAAGUCCAUUCCAUUUUAUGGAGAGAGCAUUCUAUUGGAGCAAUAUGGGCCCACCUAUAAUAUUGCAGUUGCACUGGCCUCCCUGCUCAUGCACCAAGAGCUAUUUGAACACGUUGUUUCUAGGGACCUUAUUUUCAAUUGCCUGGAGCACGUUCUUGCCCCCUUUACCACCAUUUCAAACGAGAGCAUGGCGAUUGUCAACAAUUUAUAUCGCCAUUGUAUUAACGAAGAAGUGGCAGCCGCGUUUAAAGCACACAAAACUUUUGGGAGGCGCAACUCCUGGCUUAUGAUGCUACAGAACUUCAUCUACACUCCGCUUCUCGGGGCCAUGCUAGCGCCGUUGUUUGGCUCUACGAGCGCGAUACAGAAUCCGUUAGAUGGCGAGUUCGCGGCACUAUCAGACAUAUACCGGGCUCUCGGCGGUAUCGGCAAUCACAUCUCGUUCUACCAUCAAGACAGUUCAUCAGAUACCUCCCUGUCCGAGCCAUUUAAGCAAGACUCUUUCGUACUUGCCAAUCUGGCCGUGUACGCCAUGGUUGCCCACCACAUAUGCUCUAUAACAACCUUCCAAGCGCUUCAGAAUUAUGUUUCUUACUUACACAACAGCGUAAUAAAGUACAUCAUUCAGAAAUCCUCUUUAGUUGACCGUCUUUUUGCAAUCAUACCCCACAACUUUCUCCUUAUCGCCAAAAGCUUUAUGAUUAUCUUGACCAGGUAUAAGCAUUUGUACAAUGCUAGUAUGUCCUGCUUUCUUUUUGACAACGCAGUGCUGGAUGUCUCCGGAAACUCCGACAGUUUGGAGGGCACGCACUCAUCGAGUGCGACCGUCUCUCAUGACAGUGUAGAGCGAGCUGAGUUUGAAGCCGACCUCAUUGCUUUCAUCAACUCAAUAGGCCAUUUGAUCAACGCAAUUCUUUAUAAUCUUAUCGAUUCCUGUUAUUCACUAACCUCGUACAAUAAGUCCUUUGUUAUUAUUACCUCGACUGCAAAGCUUUUUAUUCUUCUUGUUGUUACUAGCCCCAAGAAGACUAAGUUGUUCUCGUUUCUCGAGUCUCUGAUUGACAAAAAUGACACCUUCAAGGGUGGUCAUUGGUUUACCAGGUGGCAGAUCUUCUUUGACUUUUUGCACCAAUUGAUGAGGGAACGGGCUCUUCUCUAUUCAUACUCAUUCACAGACAUUCACGCUAAGGAGUCGUUUACUUUCCAAGGGGGCGCUUCCGACACCUCUGAUGGUUCCGUCGACUACACGUUACCACCAUUCAACUUGAUUCCAGUGGGGUGCAUUCUUCCGCAUUUGUAUCUCAAGGCAUUGCAUUGUCUGCUGUUUAACUAUAAUUCUGAGCUGUCCCAUUCCGUAGAAGACCACACGGCUUUCCGAUCAAUCUGCACAAAUAUCUUUAUAUUUCUUUGGGAGGUUUGCUCGGGGGACAUAGCUAGACAAACCCCGUCAUUUCUCUACGUGUCGUGUGUCCCACUGCUCCUAUUAAUUCUUGAUAAUUAUGACAAGUUCUUCAAUUCAGUCAACAAGCAGACUGACACCAGUAAUAGGGCAAGCACACCUGAGACUGAUGUGCACACGGUGCCUGGCGACCAGGGUAGGAAGUGUAAUGUUACAGACAAUGCAGGAGUGGCGGUUGCAUCCUUGUCCACUCCAAGGACAACUGUGAAGCAAUCAGAUCUUGAAGAUUCGUCUACACCUAAGACAGUCCGGGGAUCUCCGUAUUCACACACAUCGGACGUUCAGGCGCAAUGCACUGACUUUUCGUUGGAACUUCUUAUGGCAGAAAUGUUCCUCUUUCUUAUUACCUUUCUUCAAAGAUUAACAAAUUACUGCAUUGAGUUUUUGCGCAACUUAACUGUGGAGCAAGCACAGAGCAUGCUUAAGAUCUAUCGCCAUGUACCGUUUCUCUUUGACGAGGAUUCUCUUAGAAAGAGGGCCACUAUUCUGACAUCUUCAUCCUACCGUGUUCAGAGCAUGCGUUAUUUGAAUUUUCUGCUGUCUGGUGACUCCAAGCUUGUCGACAACAUCUUCCUUCCUCCAAAUAAUGGCUCUGUUAAGCCCACGCCUUUUCUGUUUGUUUCUCCAUUCUAUAGUGAUUCAUCUAAUCAGCAAGUUCACGCUCAUCAGAGGCUCGGUCCAUUUUUUGACUCUUUUAAAUCUGGUUCUUCGGUGAGUGAUGACCUACUCUUGUUUUCUGAAACGAUUACGGAUAUGUUUAUGGGGAGGGUGCUCAAAUAUAACGAUGAUGGUAAACUAUCUAGCAAUACAACCCAAAAUCCGGUGCUAUCUCUUCAGCAUACGUCGACCUAUGACCCAUACUCCAAAACGGAUAGAAAUGCCUCUACUACUUGGGUUACUUCAAGCCAGUUAUUUCACACUGCAACUGCCUAUCAUAAUGCUCAUGGAACAAUACCUUCGGGAGCAUCGUUUGGACAACAGACAUGCCCCAACAUCCCAUACAUCCCCAGGAGGAUCAUAAAGGAGCAGCGCGAGUCUACGACCUCCAGAGGCGGGCAUCGCGCUAUGAAGAAACCUACCUCUAAACAAUCUGCACGCCAAGGAUUUAAGAUCUCCACACAGAUCAGCCAGGCGACUCUUACUACUUCUGAUGAUACUGACGAUGCCAGCAUCUAUCGAGCGCUUGAGGACUCUGUAGAUAUUCAGGAGUCUCAGCACACCUGGCAUAAGUUGACACAUUCGGUUGUGGGCUCUAUCGACGACCCCACGGCAGAAGAGGACAUGACCGGAGAUGAGAAGGAAAUAUCUCACAGCGUUUCUGCUCGACAUCGCGACAAAGGCUCGAGCGUCCAUAGAUUAACAGGCACCUUCACUUUUACUGACAGCUGCAUUAAGCAGAUACCUGCUGUAGAGCCACACCCCCCAGCUCUAUCCCCGCCUCGCCAUCACUUGAGUCAUCGGACGAAGCCCUCCAGUGUGGAGGAGGUUAUCACCUACCUAGCAGCCCAAAUUAAAAGUAAUAAGUUGUCGGUCCUUGACUCAACCGAAGCACACGUUGAAAAGCCUAUUUCUUUAGCUUCUCAAACUACCGUGGAUAAUGUAAGCAACCCGCAACGAGCCCAUUCCACAUCAGCAGACCUGCUUUAUCUGAAGCUAAUAAAGGGUCCUGAUUCGUCCUGUGACGUGGUUGCAUCACUGCUUUCGACACUUAUUUAUGAAUCAGCUAUGUAUCAAUUACUCUCAUACACACAACACCUUAUUGUCAAUUCAGACGAGACUCGAGUACUGGAUUCUGGGUCAACGUCAUCUUCAAGCUUCUGUGACGUUCACGCCGAAUUAAUUCAUACAUUUGCAUACUUUCUAGUUAAGGAUCACAAGUUUGCUGUGUAUAAUGAGAUUGUGCUGAACGCCCUUGUCAACUAUUUUCCGUCUAUUGCCUCAAUCUUAUUCAAUGGUUUAGAAAAUAAAAAAUCUGAUUUUGAUCAUGGAAUCUCUAUGGUUAUUAAGGCAUUGCUUGAUAAAAUAGACCUAGAACAGUUCAGUCUGUACAGUCUAGCAGCAACGAUAAUCGCGAUAUUGCUCAAAAUAGAAUUUGACUAUCAUGCCAACACGUCCAUUCUAUUUUCGAUGAUCAAUUACUCCUUGGUCACUAUGGAUCUUACAGCCAAGAAGAAGAAGGCAAUAAUUUCAUUCUUUGAUUACGUACGUGCUGGUGUCAACGAGAUAUGCUCUAACGACGAGGCCUGGAUAAACGGAGGCUGUGACGACGGUUCUGGGUUGCAUGAGAUGACUCCCGUCUCAGGCAAGGUUAGCUUUAUCUGCAAGCACUUCUAUUCAACUGUAUGUCUCUUCUAUGAUAGAUUGCUCAUAGUAAUAGAAAGCGAGUACAUGAUAAAGGAGCGCUCCAAGAUCCAAUCGAUGGGGAGCACCGUUACCGACUUGGAUCUGUAUGCAGAGCUCAAGCUGUCACAGGCAGAUUGCUACGUUGGUCAAGUGGACCUGCGCCUAUUUAGUCUGCAGUCGCUCUUUAACUUUUUAAGGGAAAACAGACGGCACGUUGAAGCCGGAAUGGUGUCUAUAUUGAUUGCGGGGCUUAUUAGCGAGUACUUAAUUGUCAGGUCACAAUUUGACGACAAGGUUAUUGAUUACUCCAGUCUCCCUUCAGUCUACUCUCUCAGUAAGAUAGUUAUCCCGGAGCUGCGCAAGAUUAUUCCCGACAUUACUGUGCAGAACGAUUUGGAUGUAUGGUUCGCGUACAUUGCAAAGGCACAGCAUCUAAUGGGGAAAAGCGAAAACAUAUACUCAUCUCUGGACGGUGGUCAGUUUUUCAAAUUACUACUUGCACUGCAGAGCGCUGCCACCGAGUUCCAGACUGCCAAGUUCUAUUUAUAUACCAAGCAUAUCUACAAGCUUCUUAUGACACUGACGGAGCUGUAUUCUAGCUCUCUGGCUACACCCACACAAGAUAAGCUACCUAGCUAUUUCGACCCGCUUUCUAUGAUCCAGUGCUAUAGUGACGCACUCCUGGCCGAAAAGAAGAGCCACGAGGACGCUUACAAACUACAUGAGAAUGUGCACUACUAUUGGGUGUCUAUCACGACGGAAAACAACGGUAAGGAAUCGACUACAGAAUAUAUCUAUUGCUGUCCUCACUCAGAGACAAUUCGAGAGUUCACUGAGAGGUUGAAGCGGUUCUACGACCCACCUGAUUUGCGGAAACCUGACGGCACGCCCAAGAUAAUUGUUCAGAAGGUGGAGCCGUACAAGAUAGUUCAAUCGGCUGCACUUCUCACAGAAAAGGAGGAGCAGAUAAAACAGAAGAUCUUGGCUCAACUACUUUCUUAUGACAUGGGAGCAGACAGUAAGGCUGGGCACCCCGAAGACAGCUUAUCGUUCCUUGGGGGGCCAUACUCUAAUCCUCACUUAGUGCCUGUACACACAGAACCGAACUUACACAUCCCUGGGGAAGUGCUACUACGGACGCACGCCGACCAUGUAUCUGCACAUAGAGCUACCGAUGAGAAAGAUGGCUAUCCAAUAACGUAUUACUCCAAUAUCAUUUAUAAUUACUAUCCGUUUGUUUUAGCAUCCGACGAAACCUCAGUUGAUACUGGAUCGUCUUGCAACACGAUUCAUUCCUACACCUCGCGACAAAUCUUUCGGCGACGGAUACAACAGCAGGUGUACUCUGGUGAUUCAUCAAUCAAAUUAGCCGGAUGUCUAAAUGUUUACUACUACACUGCACACCCAUUUCCUCACACAAAUUCGCGCCAAAGAGUCAUAUACGUCUAUGAGGAAUACAGCAAUCCAAUCCAAGAGGCCAUCAGGAUAGUUGAAAAAGCAAUCUAUGAUACUGAAAGGCUUCCAGAUGAGCUUAAUAAAGUCUUUCAAAACUUAACAGGUAUCGUGACCCCCAGCGUGAACAGCGGAACUAUGGACAUUGUUAGAAUGUUCCUGAAUAAGCGAAAUGAAUUUUCCGAAGAGCAGGAGACUACAAUCCAGGUGGUUAACUUCGAUGACCUUGUCUCAUCGACUACUGUGGCACUUACUGAGAAGCAACUCAAUGACAACCACGACACGUUCAUUGCCACGAAGUCAAAUGACGGCCUUCUAGAAAACCAAACCAUGAAUACGGAUGUAAUAGUUAGAGAUCAAAGCAAUCGAUCCGUAAGAUGUUUGGAGAGUAGCGUAGAAGCAGAUGAUUCGCUUAGGAUAUUCCCAGAAAAGAUCAUGCCAUUUGAUGACCAAAACAGAGAAAGCAUUUCGUCACCAACAGUAGGGAUAGCCACAGAUCGACCAGAACAAAAGGUACACUCUAAAGAAUUGACAGACGCACACAUGAUGGAUGACGUGUCUAGCUCCCUCUAUUCAGGCGCACACAGUGUGACAAAAACGGCUCCCUCCACCAGUCUGGAAGAUUCUCUUAUCGACAAACGUAAAUCGGGAGGAAGCCCGGAGCUGAACUCUGAUGAAGGCUAUGAUAUUAAAGAGCUCUUUACUCCAACCGAGCGACUAGCAACAAUCAGAGCAAGCUUAAAGCUUAAUAUGCCAUACCAUCAAUCCCUUGCGAUGGCCCCACUCAGUACCCCUGUGGAUGAUUUUUCUGAAGCCACGAACCCGGAAGAACCUGAAGAGCUAGAGACCAUCACUGGUACUACGUCUUCAAGCUAUUUCGCACUAUGUCCCAGACUGAUAAAGGUAUUCUUGUCUGACUUAAUAUACCCCAAGUUGGUGGUCAAGACAGACGUUUCGAUGAAGCAUUAUCGCAACUUAUAUAAGUAUCCCGAUAGCAAGGCGACUCACGCUUUACGCCAAGGGAGCUAUCUUACGGGUGAUAGCACCUAUCACGGAUCAAGCCAGGAAUCAAAGCAAAACAGGCUUCGACAUGUAGACAAAGCAUACAUUCCUCAAUCGGAUUCAGAUGUAUACUUCAUGGGUCCCUAUGGUACAUGCCGUGAGUCUGGAUACCACGGUCGGUUCAAUAUAACUGGGUUCAUGUCUAAUUCUGACUAUGUUCAGGCUAAUAAUGAGAUGCUUCCACCACACAUAGCGGAAAAAAUAGACAUUCUGCGCAAUGAACUGCCAGUAUAUUGUAAGGAACCAAAUUCCCUAACACACACUGAGAUAGAGCUCUGUCGCGAAAGAUUGGGGAAGCUCAUUAUCAGGUUGAUGAACCUGCAAGCAGAAAAGAUCGUACUUGCGAAUCAGCUCAUGGGAAAAUAUAGGGACUAUGAGGGUCUUUACCUACUGGCUCGAGAAACGUUCUUAAAGACGCUAGAGGAGCUAGAAGAGUACAUAGACUUUGAUAAGGAAAGGAUAAAACGCAUAGUAUCAUGA